CGUCGCCCACGGCGGUUUCCUUUGACCUCACUUAAGAUGGCGGCACGGGAGCUGUGAGGCAGGGGCUCUCAUAACCGGAAGUGUCGGGGCUGGGGCGUCACUCCGGUCACGAUGGAAGCUGUGCUUAACGAUCUGGUGGCCGUGGAGGAUCUUAUGAGAUUUGAGAAGAAGUAUCUAGCCGAAAUCUCUGCAGGAUCGCUGAACAAGAGCACGCAGUUCGAGUACGCCUGGUGCUUGAUCCGAAGCAAGUACACUUCCGACAUCCAGAAAGGGGCAGGGUUUUUGGAAGAUCUUUUACCAAAGGGCAGUAAAGAUGAGCAGCGAGACUAUCUGUUUUAUUUGGCAGUGGCCCACCACAGAUUAAAGGAAUAUGAGAAAGCUCUUAAGUAUGUGAGGACGCUUCUCGGUAAGGAACCGAAGAACACACAGGCUCUGGAGCUGGAGAAGGUCAUAGAGAAAAAGAUGCAAAAAGAGGGCUUAGUCGGCAUGGCGAUUGUAGGCGGAAUGGCCCUGGGAGCCGCAGGGAUCGCUGGCCUCAUCGGUUUGGCUAUUUCAAAGUCCAAAUAAAUGGAAAAAUGCAUCACAAGGCCUUGUUUUUUUUUAUUAUAUUUCACGCGGUACCUUGAUCUCUAAUCAUGCAAUUAUAAUGGAAUUUACGGCCCCUAAACCCUGGCCUGGCCGCCGAAUUCUCACAAGAUAAUUUAUGAUCUAACAUCAAUGACUUGGACUCUUCAUCGAUAACCAACCCGACCUGUAUCUAAGGCUAUUAAAGGAUAUUAUCACCGCUGUAAAUGGGAUUUGUAUCUUUCUUCUGUGUGCGUGUUGGAAGCUCUCGUUAUCCUCAGCCCUUUCCGGCCUGUGAUCCGUCCACGUAUAGCCAGAUUAAGCUUCAACUUUUUCACGCCUUGCAGGUCCUUAGUUUGUCUUGGAUCGUAAUUUGUCACGCCCCUUGGUAUUACGCGACCUGUUUUUCAGGCUGUCACGUUUAGAGCUCGUCUCGUCUUUACACCUCCGCUGUGUAAUCCUCAGUCCUCGUCACAAGUGUGCCACUCUUUAUGCAACAGCUUUUUUUAUUUGUGUUCCAGGGGUGGCAGCGCAGUCCUUUUUGUCAGCUGUCUCCGAGAUUAAUCCUUUCUAGAGAUCUAGACAAUGGGGUAUUUUUCCAGAUUAUUUAUUAAGUCUCUGGACCCCAGAUAAAUAUUUGAGACUUGUUGUUAAGGGCCCCGGCCGUAUUGUGUGAAAACACAAUGACAUAGCGAAAGCGAGUUAUUUCGUUUGUUUAGGGAGAUCCCUUUGGCUGAGAAAUGGAUGGACGUCGUGGGCAGAAGAUCAUAAACCUGUCUUGAUCAAAGACCAUUGUGUUUGGUAAAUUGAGUCAUCGCUUGAAAUUGACGUCAACGGUUUUACGACAUUUACGUCCUGGCUAGAAGAAGUUCCUUGUGUUAUAUUGGAGGUGUCCCAUGUAGACAUGAUGCCACCCAAUGCUUGUCAACAGAAAGGCCAUCGUUGGUUCCAUCCACAAAGUGGUUGCUCUCUUGGUGGUUGUUGCCAAUGGUGUGUUACGUUUCAUGCCAAAGAUUAAAAGUCUAAACUCAUGUAGUUCUUGUAGGAAAAUCCAGUCGACCCUACUUCGAAAGAUUAAAAAGCAAAACCACUUGUUUCGUCUUAGAGGAUAUUUCCAUUUCUUCACAUAUAGUUUCUACAGGCUUUCUUAAACCCAAGUUUCAAAUGGCUGAUGGAGAAGGUGGUUUACAGAUGGUUGUGGACUCCAUGGCGUUACGAAGUUCACCACGUUCAGAUGUUAACGUUUUUAGUGUCUUCUGUAGCCCUGCCCAUACCAGUGAAAGUUCCUGCACUACAAAGUCCCAAAAAUGUGGUUGUCUCCUACCCCAUGUUCUCAUAAAUGACUAAGACAAUGGCUGUACUGCACCUUAAUGCAUACAGGGCAGGUUUUCAUGUGGAUGUAGCAGCUCUUUUCCUCUCUGAAGUUUAUUCAUUAUUGUUUUUUUUUUAUAUAAAAGGACUGUGAUGUAGCUGCUAUCUUUUGGUAGAAGAACCGGUUUAACAGCUGAGACCUGUUAUAAUGCUUACAUUGUAUUUAUAAAAGAUUUGAUUUAAAGCUAAUGUAAAUAAAAUGAUAUUUCAGCAAAA
Bufo gargarizans (Asiatic toad) is the source of this 2151-nucleotide messenger RNA. RefSeq names its product fission, mitochondrial 1 (gene FIS1). Gene Ontology annotation, cellular component: peroxisomal membrane; mitochondrial outer membrane. NCBI's taxonomy places the organism in Eukaryota, Metazoa, Chordata, Amphibia, Anura, Bufonidae. The record is from RefSeq and is a predicted model, not a curated record. The transcript is spliced from 5 exons. Gene Ontology annotation, molecular function: protein binding. The coding region runs from base 112 to 567 and encodes 151 amino acids. Gene Ontology annotation, biological process: autophagy of mitochondrion; mitochondrial fission; mitochondrial fragmentation involved in apoptotic process.